CGUCCUUUGAGACCUCUGAGAAACUCAUUCUUCAGUUUCGAAUAGCCCAAGAGAUUUGGAAAUGGAGCAAAGCAGCACACCAACUGCCACCAAGCCAAUGGGGCCGCCAAGAACUAGCAUGUCUCGAGGAAGUGUGCGCAGUGGUUCUCGUGGUGUGUCAAGGGUAUCGGCAAACUCCAGAAUGACAUCCGGAAGAGGAUCAGCUGCAUCAAGUAAAAAAGAUUCAGAUCAAGAAGACAAAACAAGUACACCUCGGUUGAAUCCACCACGAAAACCUUCAAGACCCUAUGCUUCUGUUCGAGCAAGAAUUCGAAUCCGAGGUGGCAGACCAGUUGUUGGAGGUUUUGCAAAUGUAGGUGCAGUUUUUGGCGAAGCGAAAGUAGAAGAAUUGCAUCCGCAGAUUAUAAAGAUGGCACGAAAAUCAGGGCAGCUCAACCUUUCAAACAGAGGAAUGGUGGAAGUUCCAGACAAAGUUUAUCAUAUCCACGAAAUUGACAAUGAAGAAGCCAAGAAAUUAACAAUGAAUAUGAGCAUGGAUAAUAGUGAUGAUGACAGGUGGUGGGAACAGACGGAUCUAACUCGUUUGUACCUGGCGUCUAAUCAGCUGACAACUAUUUCUCCUAAGAUCAAUAACCUAAUGUCUCUUCAGAUCUUAGAUCUCUCGGACAACUGUCUCUCAAGCCUACCACCGACAAUAGGUGACCUUACGUGCCUUCAACGUUUAAAUCUCAGCCACAAUAAGCUAGAAGAGGUUCCUGCAAGCCUGUUUGUGCUCCCAGACUUAAGAUCAUUGCAGCUUGAUCAUAAUAAACUAAGUAGUUUGCCAGGUGAUAUGGGAAAUUUGAACGUCCUAGAGUAUUUGGAUGUAUCUCACAAUGAUCUCACAGAGUUGCCAUUAAGCAUAGGAUACUUGCAGAGACUUAGUAAGCUGAAUGCAUCUGAAAAUAAGAUAAAGGAGCUCCCAGUGGAAAUUGGGGAUUGCUUUGGCCUUGCCCAGCUUGAUCUAAACAAUAACCAGUUGACAGCUCUACCUGAGUCUCUGGGUAAUCUGCGUUAAAGUUUAGUAACAGGCUUGUAUGCCCGUCACAAUGCCAUCCAAGUAAUCCCUGCAUUGAACAAUUGUGUCGGUCUUAAGGAACUUCAUUUAGGAAACAACUUCAUUAAGGAAAUAGAACCAGAUCAGUUGAACUACUUGACUAGCAUCAGUGUCCUUGACCUCAGGGAUAACCAGCUUGAUAAUCUCCCAGAUCAGAUAACACUUCUUCAGGGUCUGGAACGUCUUGAUGUCACAAAUAAUAACCUGUCCACAUUACCUUAUCACCUCGGUCUGCUACCUCACUUGAAAUCUGUGCCAUUAGAGGGAAAUCCUCUAAGACUUAUAAGACGAGAUAUCGUUCAACGAGGAACCGUUCAGUUACUGAAGUAUUUAAGAUCAAGAGUUUCAGCUCCAGUGAAUUCAUUUCCUGGUGUGUUUGAGAAUUCCCCUGCUGACACCAAUCUCUUGAUGGAAGAGAAGGAUCCGGACAAGUACCAAAUGCGAACAUCACAGACAAUGAGCUAUCAUGAAAAGGCAUCAGAAAUACCAGACAAGCUAAUUGAAAAUGCAUCUGAAGCUGGAGUGCGGACAAUUGACUUGAGUAAAAAUGUUCUGACUCAAGUUCCAGAAAAGCUAGAAAUUUUGUCUGGACAUGUGUCAGAAAUCAUGCUUCCCAACAACAGAUUAACGGUGAUUCCUUCUUGGUUUGGGAAAUUUCAAAGACUCCAGUUUCUUGAUGUCCAAGGAAAUCAGCUUUCUGAUCUUCCAACAGAUCUGGCUGAGUUACUGCACUUGCGGGAAAUCAAUAUAAGUGCAAACAGAUUUGAACAGAUUCCAGCCUGUAUAUAUGAAAUGAAGCAGCUUGAAAUAUUAAUGGCUGCAGAUAACAAAAUUACUACUAUGUAUGUUGAUGGCCUUUCAAAGUUGGAACGGAUAGCUGUUUUAGAUCUUCACAAUAAUAGUAUAGACUUCAUUCCUCCAUUACUUGGAAACAUGACUCAGCUCAAAAGUCUUCAGUUAGAUGGGAAUCCAUUCCGUGUUCCCAGGAGGGCCAUCUUGGAUAAAGGAACUAGGGAAAUCCUCGACUACUUGCGGUCUCGAAUCACGAAUGAGUGAAAAUCUGUAAUUGUUGAGAUUUCAUUCAAGUUAUUUGUACUUAACAAGAAAGUUAGAGGUGCAUUUUUUAAACACAAUUCGUAAUUAAAGUAGAUGUGCUCUUCUUAUGCCACUAAUACAAUUUUUAGAAGUGGAUUUUUCAGAUCUUUAGAACUAACAGUUCCAGUGGCGAAUAAAGCAGUU
Macrobrachium nipponense is the source of this 2335-nucleotide messenger RNA. RefSeq names its product leucine-rich repeat-containing protein 40-like. NCBI's taxonomy places the organism in Eukaryota, Metazoa, Arthropoda, Malacostraca, Decapoda, Palaemonidae. The record is from RefSeq and is a predicted model, not a curated record. Gene Ontology annotation, molecular function: protein binding.